AAGAGUCGCAUAGUAAGAGAACAGUGCACACACCUUGUGUUAUCUUGGCUUCUUAGUAGCCUGAGACACCUUGGCAGACCGAAUACGUGACGAAACAGUGACAGCCACAAUGCAAGUGGCAAGUUUCUUCUUGUUUCUGAUACUUUCGGCUGAGUUAAUGGGCGCAUUCGCGGGUCCCGGGGCUGGACAGUACACCUGGGAAAGGUUUAAGAAACUUCCUUACCCCGGUGACAAGGCUUUCCUGUACGACACUUUUCCUGAGGGGUUCAUGUGGUCCGUGGGCACUGCGGCUUAUCCGAUCGAAGGAGCUUUUGAGAAAGACGCCAAGGGACUGUCGGUUUGGGACACUUUUACCCGUGGCGGUAGCCGCAAAGCCAUGGGAGACGUGGGAAGUGACAGCUACCAUAAUAUCCCUGGUGACAUUCGCGCGCUCCAGCAACUCGGCGUCAGUCAUUAUAGGUUCUCGCUGUCCUGGCCGAGGAUAUUCCCGAAUGGUACCCGUGGUAGCUAUAACGAAAAGGGGACGCAAUACUACAAAAAUCUAAUUCGGAGACUGAAAGAAAUAGGAGUGCAACCAGUUGUCACUCUGUACCACUGGGACCUUCCGGAUGCCUUGCAGCGUCUUUACGGCGGAUGGAGUCAUCCCAUUUUGGUGGACCUCUUCAAAGACUACGCUGAUUUUUGUUUUGAAACAUUCGGAGAGGAUGUGAAAUACUGGAUCACAAUCGACAACCCCUUUGUUGUGGCCUGGCACGGAUACGGAACCGGAAUUAUGGCGCCCGGCAUUAAAAAUGAUCCAGACUUGCCGUUCAGAGUAGGACACAUACUCUUGAAGGCGCACGCCGCGGCAUGGCAUGUGUACGACCAGCAGUACCGUCCGCUGCAGGGCGGGCAGGUCUCCAUGGCCCUCGGCUCCCACUGGAUCAGGCCGAGCAAGACGCGGCGGGAGAACCUGCGGGCGUGCCAGUGCUCCCUCAACUUCGUCCUGGGCUGGUUCGCCCAGCCGCUCUUCGUGGACGGGGACUACCCCCAGUGCAUGAAGAACAACCUGUCCUCCAGGCUGCCCUCGUUCAGCGAGGCCGAGAAGGCCUCCAUCAGCGGCACGGCCGACUUCUUCGCCCUCUCCUUCGGCCCCGUGCUGAGCUUCCAGCUGAUCAACGAGAGCCUGAAGUUUGGCCAGAUAGAGGACCUGGACCUGCGCAUGCUUCUCUACUGGAUCCGGGCCGAAUACGACGACCCGCCCAUCUUCAUUGUGGAGAACGGCUGGUUUGUCUACAGCAACACCAAGACUGAGGACCCCAAGCACAUGUACUACCUGAAGAGGUUCAUCAUGGAAACGCUGAAAUCAAUUAGGUACGACAAAGUGCGAGUGAUUGGCUACACGGCCUGGUCCCUGGUCGAUGGCUUUGAGUGGUACAGGGAGUACUCGAUGCGCCGCGGCCUGUUUUACGUGAAUUUCGAAACGACAGAUAUGAAGCGCGAACCCAAGACUUCUGCCAUCUUUUACAAGAAACUGAUCGAGAGGAAUGGCUUUCCACCGCUACCCGAAAACAAGCCUGCCAGCGGAGUCUUCCCCUGCAACUUCGCCUGGGGUGUGGCAGCCAACUCCAUACAGGUGGAGACCACUCCUUCCCAGUUCGCGGACCCCAGCGUCUACAUCUGGAACAUCACGGGGAACGGCGAGCUGAAGCGGCUGGACGGGGCCUGGGCGCCGCCUACGCGCAGGGCCCCGCGUUGCGCUGACUACACCUCCAUCCGCCACCAGGUGGCGCAGGUGCGCAGGAUGCACGUCAACCACUUCCACUUCUCCCUCAACUGGUCCUCCCUGGUCCCCACGGGCAAAGUGUCGGAGGCCAACGCUACGCUGCUGGGAUACUACCGCUGCUUCGUCAGCGAGCUCUUGAGGGCCAACAUCACCCCCGUCGUCACCCUCUGGCACCACACGGGCAGGCACUCCAGCCUCCCGGCCCCUAUGGAAGCUAAGAAGGGUUGGCGUAGCUCUGAGACGGUGCAGGCCUUCGUCGACUACGCCCGGCUGUGCUACCAGCAGCUAGGGGCCUACGUCAAGCUCUGGAUCACGCUGAACGAGCCCAACACUGAGGAACUCGGCUAUGAGGUGGGCCACCAGCUGCUCCGGGCCCAUGCCCUGGCCUGGCACGCGUACGACAAGGACUUCCGCAAGGACCAGGGGGGGAAGGUCUCACUCACGCUGCACACGGACUGGGUGGAGCCGGCCUACUCCUUCAACCGCAACGACCUGGUCCCCGCCAACCGGGUCCUGGACUUCCGCAUCGGCUGGUUCGCCGAGCCCAUCUUCGGCAGCGGCGACUACCCGCCGGGCAUGAGGAGCUGGCUGCAGCAGAGGAACACCCUGGACCUGUUCAGCUACCACCUGCCCGUCUUCAGCGAGAAGGACAGGAAGCUGGUGAGGGGCACCUACGACUUCUUCGCCCUCAGCCACUUCACCACCACCAUGGUCUCCGACGUGGUGGAGGACAAGUACACGUACGAGGGCAUGCUGGAGGUGCACUACAUGAUCGACGUCACCUGGAUCAUGUCUCCGCUCAGAAGCUCCCCUGUGGUCCCCUGGGGCCUGCGCAAGGUGCUCAACUGGGUGAACUCCAAGUACAAGGGCGUGCCCAUCUACAUCAUGGCCAACGGGGUGGACGAGGACCCCGCCCGCUUCAAAGACAGCCUGCGUGUGUACUACCUCUACAACUACAUCAACGAGGCUUUAAAGGCGUACAAGCUGGACGGAGUGAACCUCCAGGGCUACUUCGCGUAUGCUCUGAGUGACGAGCGGGACCCGGGCUUCGGCAUGUACGGCCACGUGCACGAGGACUUCAUCGUCAAAUCCUCCCUGACCCACUACCGCAACAUCAUCGACCACAACGGCUUUCCCAGCCCAUCGUCCGCACAGCAACACUGCCCCCACCCUACUGAGCCCUGCCCCGGGUGUCACCUGUUCACCAAGCGCCCAGUCGUGGGCUUCCUGUCCCUGGUAGGCUCCGCCCUCCUCAUCACCGUGGGGAUGAUCAUAUACUAUGCCGCCAAGAGACACAAAUAGCCCGGCUCGUGUCUCUCUCAUGCACAGACCUCUCCACCCUCCUCUGUGUUAUGUUUUCGUCAUGUUUUUCUCCUGGGUAUGGAGGGACGUGGCUGACUGAACCAUGUUGCUGCUGUACUUGAUGGUGAUGAAUGUGAACUUCUCUGGGUUGACCCCGCCCCUUCACCAGGCCCAGUUUGGCCUGCUCUGCGCCCGGCCGCAUAUCUGGACCACGAAUGGCCAAGCCAGUGUCGCCGAACACCUGAAGUCAGAAAGCUCAAGACAGCGUGACUGUACAACAGUGCACAAGGACAAAGUGGGCAUGGAGCAAGUGGUGAACCCCACUAGGUUCCAUGCCCCAAAAAACCUGUAGAUAGGUCCAGUGUGCGUGACAUCACUGAAUGAUGCUGCUGCUGCCACUGCCUCUGAAUCUCUGAGGAGACCUUAAGACAUGGACAGCCAUGUGCUAUAUACACUCAAUGUCCCAAAACAAAUGAACAACUUACACGCUUAAAGGCAUUUGCUGAUCACUCAUGUCUCUGCACAAUUCCUCUCAUGUUGCUGUCUCUUGUGUAACACAGUGAUAAAGACACACAUACCCUACGGGUUGCUACACUUGAUUCUCUAAAAGUAGUUACCCCUCUGUAAAGAAAAUUGACCUGGUCUGUUGAGAGCAGUAUAAGUCAAACAAUGUAUAAACUAGGACAUUUUCAUAAAACAAAGGAAGGGGUAGGGGUUAUGCCAGUGAAACCUUACUGUAAGAAAGAUUCUAUUUUUGUGAUAGGAGUACUUUGCAGUACUUAUCUUUAGUUUAUGUAUUUAUGACAAAUUUUAUACCACAUACUAAUUUACAACGUCUUUUAUUUUCAUUGCUGUGGCAUAUCACUUGAUGCAUUAAAAUGCAACUACAUACACAAUUUGUUGUGAAAUGCACUGUGAAAACGUUUUGCUUGAUUGUGAUGAUUAAAUCUGAAUGCUUACCUACUGUGGUUAAUUAAGAAUAGCUCCAAAGAGUGUCUGAUUACCUCUAAUAUUUAAUUUUACUUUUUUUUUACUUAAUAUUAUUAUUGAGGUUCUGAAAAUCAUGAGUUCAAAUAGAAUACACAUAAUGUUAAAACUGAUGUGCAUACCAUGUAUGGAUAUUUAUUUCAGUGGUAGCAAGUAAAUUGUCUUUUAUACAGGGUGAAUGUUUCCCUUUAGUGCUAUUCCAUCUGAAUUAUUUUGACCAA
Molecule: messenger RNA, 4275 nt
Organism: Megalops cyprinoides (Indo-Pacific tarpon)
Lineage: Eukaryota; Metazoa; Chordata; Actinopteri; Elopiformes; Megalopidae
Gene: kl
Product: klotho
Exons: 5
Coding region: 110-3067 (985 amino acids)
Biological process (GO): carbohydrate metabolic process
Molecular function (GO): hydrolase activity, hydrolyzing O-glycosyl compounds
Source: RefSeq, a predicted model, not a curated record